AUGCCGUCGCUGCUCGAACAAGCCAGAUCUGGUGGAGGAGGGCAGCGGCGGCGCUGCCGUCUGCCGUCCAAGCCGCUGCCCUCUGAACGCCGUCCCCCAAAGAACUCCUGCCUCUGUCCAGUUGCGACGCCGCCGCCGCCGCCACCGUCUCUGCUCGAACCCGCGAGCCCUGCAGCUGCUCGCCACCACGCCGGAGCGCUGCCCACCUUCGCCCGCGACGACCCGCCGCGCUCCGUCUGCAGCCCGACACCAGCGGAUCCCGGGUCGGCAGCCGCGCCUCCGUCUCGCUCCGCCGUGCCUCCACCUGCGGUAACCCGACGCCAUCCGAGCCGCCGUUCUCUACACCUCGAGCGACGCUCACACCUUCGCGCCGUUCUUUGCCGGGCGCCGGACGUCCGCGCACACCGUCGUAACAACUCGAGCCACCGCCGCGCCUCCGCCCGCGACGACCUACCGCGCCCGCUCGCGAACCGACAGCACCCGCCGCCGCUGCUCCGACGCCGAACCGGCGGAGACGAACAGAUCCGGGAGUUGAUUGAACUCCGCCGCACCACCAGCCGACCCCGCUAG
This is a messenger RNA of Eucalyptus grandis, 570 nucleotides long. Its product is annotated as serine/arginine repetitive matrix protein 1-like. The transcript has a single exon. Lineage: Eukaryota; Viridiplantae; Streptophyta; Magnoliopsida; Myrtales; Myrtaceae. The record is from RefSeq and is a predicted model, not a curated record. Bases 1 to 570 code for a protein of 189 amino acids.